Messenger RNA from Solea senegalensis (Senegalese sole), 1882 nucleotides. It is a transcript of the gene hsd17b10, whose product is annotated as hydroxysteroid (17-beta) dehydrogenase 10. The coding region runs from base 54 to 836 and encodes 260 amino acids. The record is from RefSeq and is a predicted model, not a curated record. Gene Ontology annotation, cellular component: mitochondrion. Gene Ontology annotation, biological process: fatty acid metabolic process; estrogen metabolic process; androgen metabolic process. The transcript has 6 exons. Lineage: Eukaryota; Metazoa; Chordata; Actinopteri; Pleuronectiformes; Soleidae. Gene Ontology annotation, molecular function: estradiol 17-beta-dehydrogenase [NAD(P)+] activity.
ACCAGAAGACGAAAAAGCAUAUUGUGACGUCACGGCCGUCCGUCUGAACCAACAUGGCGAACAUUCGAUGCGUCAAGGGUAUGGUUGGCCUGGUGACGGGUGGUGCGUCUGGUUUGGGCCGGGCCACUGUCGAGCGUCUUGUCAAGAGUGGGGCGUCUGCCGUCAUCCUGGACCUGCCCUCCUCUGAUGGACAAGCUCUGGCAACCAGUCUGGGAGAACAGUGUGCUUUCGCUCCUGCAGAUGUCACAUCAGAGGCAGACGUGCAGAACGCAGUGUCUCUGGCCAGAGAGAAGUUUGGGAAGCUGGACCUUGCAGUCAACUGUGCCGGCAUCGCUGUGGCUGUCAAAACCUACAACUUUAAAAAGGGCACUGCUCACAGCCUGGAGGACUUCCAACGUGUAAUCAAUGUGAAUAUCGCAGGAACAUUUAAUGUGAUUCGCCUUGCGGUGGGUGAGAUGGGGAAGAACGAGCCUGACGCAGACGGACACAGAGGCUGCAUCAUUAACACUGCAAGUGUGGCAGCCUUUGAUGGACAGGUUGGUCAAGCAGCAUACUCGGCCUCUAAAGGUGGCAUAGUUGGAAUGACUCUCCCCAUUGCACGAGACCUGGCACCCAUGGGCAUCAGAGUCAUCACCAUUGCACCUGGUCUGUUUUCCACUCCUCUCCUGGCUGGUCUUCCUGAGAAGGUGCAAUCCUUUCUUGCCCGCCAGGUGCCCUUUCCCUCGCGCCUGGGAGACCCUGCUGAGUUUGCUCACCUGGUGACAUCGCUGGCUGAGAACCCCAUGAUUAAUGGCGAGGUCAUUAGACUGGAUGGAGCCAUUCGCAUGCAGCCUUGAGACAGAUGUGUGUAUGUCUAUGUCUGUUGAAUGUAUUUAUGUUGUUGAAGGCUGCAAUACAAACAAUACAUCCAUCCAUUCAUUUUCUACCACUUUAUCCUCUCACAGGAGGGUCACAGGGGUUGCUGUGCCAGUCUCAGCUGACAUAGGGCGAUAGGCGGGGUCACACCCUGGACAGUUGGCCAGUCCAUUUGGGCCACAUACAUACUAACUUACUGAUGACUAAUCAUGUUUCAGAGCAUUGCAGUACUUCAUGAACUACAAUUAGUUUUGUAAACUAAUCCAUGUUAUAAUAAACCUAUGGUUGGUUUGAAUAUCCACACUCUUUCCUUGAAAAAUCCUGUGUGAGGGUAGUUUUUUCUAAUAAAGUUUGCACAGCGUCUUUAAAAUCACCAGUACAAGGAUUUAGAGUUAGAAUUAGUUAGAGUACAAAAUAAAUGUGAUUUUUUUAGAAACAUCCAGGUUAUAUGGGAGCAUGUUACCAGAAAGAAGAGGUGUGAGAAGCAACUAAAGAUAUACAGUAGUCAGGCACUCUUUUCCACUGACAUGGUGGCUUUGUCCCAAAUUUGAAUACUUAAUGAAGAAAAACUACUGAUCACUUGAUCUUACUGAAAUAUAAAUGGUUCCUAAAUAUUAAUAUUUAGUGAUAAAUCAUGUAGGCAUUAGAAAAACUGUAAAGCAGUUGCUGAUUGGCCGAAGCGGAGACCUGUGUAUCUGCGCUCGAUUGCUUUUCCUUUACUAGUACCCGCAUGUCUGUCACAGCAAAUUGAAAUUUCAUUUUGGGAACUGAAUUUGAAAAUAUAUAGAUUUUUUUUCCAACGCAAUGAUUCAAAUUAAGUAAUACAUAUUCAAAUUAUGUUAUUCAAAAUCAGUUUCUGGUGGCACAUUUCAGCCCAUAGUUAAGUCUCAUUUGUUCCUUUUGUUUGGUUUUGUUAUGUGACAUUGACGCUGCUCUUUUGUGGUGAGUUCAAGUGCUUGCAUGUAAUGUAAUGUAAAAACAAUGUUUAAAAGAAUGUCUUGAAACAGAAGGACACAGAUAUGUGGAA